Messenger RNA from Alosa sapidissima (American shad), 1467 nucleotides. Its product is annotated as diacylglycerol O-acyltransferase 2-like. The record is from RefSeq and is a predicted model, not a curated record. The transcript is spliced from 8 exons. Gene Ontology annotation, cellular component: endoplasmic reticulum membrane. Bases 73 to 1167 code for a protein of 364 amino acids. Gene Ontology annotation, biological process: triglyceride biosynthetic process. Lineage: Eukaryota; Metazoa; Chordata; Actinopteri; Clupeiformes; Clupeidae. Gene Ontology annotation, molecular function: diacylglycerol O-acyltransferase activity.
UUCCUACACUAUGAAUCAGACCUACAACUCGCUCACUAACAGGAUUCCGCUAUCUAGGAUUCGGUCCCAGCUAUGGAUUCUUCCUGGUCAAAGGUUCUCGACUGGAGAGGUGUGGGGACCAGUGUUGGGUCCAGUGUCCUCGCUGCCGUCAGACACCUACCCUCCGUCCGAUGGCUGUCCAGCGCCAUGGAAGCCAAGCUCCUCCAGAGGCUGGCAGUCGUACAGUACAUCCUAUCUUUCCUCUUCAUGGGUCCUGCAUGUAUAAUUCUGCUGAUGUACCUGCUCUACACAUCCUGUUGGUGGGUCACAGCUCUGUACUGUCUGUGGUUGGCACACGACUGGAACACACAUAAACAAGCUGGUAGGAGAUCUGAGUGGGUAAGAAACUGGCCCGUGUGGACGUACUUCAAGGACUACUUCCCCAUUCGACUCAUCAAAACACAUGAUUUACCUCCAAACAAGAAUUACAUUUUUGGCUACCACCCACAUGGAAUUUUUUGUUUUGGAGCAUUCUGCAACUUUGCCACUGAGGCCAACAUGUUUUCCGAAAAAUAUCCCGGGAUAACCCCGUACGUGGCCACUCUGUCUGGAAAUUUCCUCCUGCCUGUAGCCCGCGAGUACUUAAUGUCUGCUGGUGUUUGUCCCGUCACCCACGACACCAUUGACUUCCUCCUCUCUCGGAACGGCACAGGAAACGCGGUCAUCAUCGCUGUGGGAGGUGCCGCGGAAUCCCUCAACAGCAGUCCAGGGGAGAACCACAUCACCCUGAGGAACCGUAAGGGUUUUGUGCGGAAGGCCCUGAAGCACGGGGCGGCCUUGGUGCCAGUCUUCUCCUUCGGCGAGAAUGAGACGUACCAGCAGGUGAUGUUUGCGGACGGCUCCGUGUGCCAGCGUGUCCAGAAGCGUCUGCAGAAGGCCCUGGGCUUCGCGCUCUGUCUGAUCCGAGGCUGCAGGCUGCUCUCCGCAGACCCCUGGGGACUCAUGCCCUUCCCCAAAGCUAUCACCUCCGUGGUGGGAGAGCCCAUCAGUGUCCCGCAGGUCAGCGAGCCCAGUGCCGAGGAGGUGGACCGGUACCAUGCCCUCUACAUGGCCGCUGUGCAACACCUGUUUGAGAAGGAGAAGACCCGCUUCGGCCUGAAAAAGAGAGACAAGUUGCACAUACAUUAACAAUCUGCCGACCAGCGCCCCAGCAUCACCGCUCAGACCGACCUUUGACCCCAGACUGGUGUCCAGUGGGACCAUUUACCUCUAAGUAGCCUUCAUCUGUACGACAAGGGAGGACAGCACAAUAGCUACUAAACCUUUAUCCCUUCUGCACCAUUGUUCUGCUAACUGUAGCCUGUUCAACAGAACAAUGACAUCUGUUCAUAUCAUUGUAAUAUAGAAACAUUGUUUAUUGGUGUCAUGGUUAAAUUUUUCUGAAGUGCUUAAAUGUUUCUUUUGUAAAUAAAGUAUCUCUCAGACUGC